GAUGGAGGACAUAUUGUACAUUACAGAGUUUAUUUGUUACCGGUUACCUUAGCCGCUAGCUAGCUGCUGCUAGCUACUCAGCUAGCCGACCUGUUGCUGGAGGCUCGGUGCUCCGGGGGUGUGUUAGUGUUUCCACCUCUAACGUUAGUACAGAAACUUUGGACCGCUGGUUCAGAGCCAGCUGGUAGCAGCAGCAGCUAGCGUUAGCAGCAGCUAGCGUUAGCGUAACUGCCUGCCCCCGAGUCCGUACUGCACGGUCCGGAGUCGAACCGGCGACUUGGGGUACAAUAGGCGGACACGCUAAAAGCUGUGAGCUCUGGUGUCGGUCGCCAGUGCGUCUCUGAAGGUGUCGGGGAGAGAGGUUUACUCACUGCGCCGCCUCGCUGUAAAUCUGUCCGUCAGGAAACUUCACAAAUCGCUAGCCGUGUCUCCAUCACCGUCUUUUCAGGCCUAUUUUGAAGCGGCGCGUUAGAAAAGGUCGAUGGAGACGGCAAACUUGCAAAAAAGUUUUUCCGCUCGCUUGAGGUGUUUUUUGUGGAGAAAGAGAAAAGGCGCUAAACGGGAGAUGGAAACACGUUUGUAACUCACGUCUGAUCAGCUGUUUCUGCUGUCGGCGUCUCGCCAUAAUGCGCUGAAGCAGUUUGCCCGCUUGAAACACAUUCCUGAGGAUCUCUGUUUCUCUAAGAUCUUCCGGUUCUGUUUCUGGUUUGAACCCAGACGUCUUGUUUAUUGCAGCCGUGUGUAACUGACGUAACGACGCUCGCCGUCGCCUGGUUUCUACGCUCCAAACCAGCUGAUGGAAACGCACAGAUGUUUUUUCUUUUUUGUGACAUUUCAAAAGCUUAAAAUUCGCAUGACAUUCAGAAGGAAACACGUCAGAGCAGCCGUAGGAAAAAUAUUCCCUUCAGAACGGUAAAAGCAGCUUCUGAGACGCCGAGCGGCCUCCGGCUCCAUGAGCUUCUCCGGAACGUGGGCUGCUUCAUGUGGGGGAUGUAGCGCUUGUUGGUCUUGUGAUGUGACGUCUGAAGGAGGAAACGGUGGCGCUCUGUCAGCUACUGAUCUACGUUCAGCUGUAAGCAGUUUAUUGGUGUCAGUUCGCCAGACGCCCGGCGUCCUUGGGGGGGGCAGAAAUAGGUGAAAACUAAUAUGAAAUGAUGUUAAACAUUAUAUAAACCAUCGUCAUGGAGAGUGCUUAUACAUUUCAAAUAUAACAAUAAGAUGAAUGAUCUCUGUUUUUGGUAGUAAAAGUUAAAUAUCCCCGUUGACCAAAAAGGAAAGCUCCACAUUGAGCGAUCACGAUGUUGCCUAGUAACCAAAUCUGGUUUUCAAAAAAGGAAAGAGAGGGAAGGAGGUCACUGUUAACGUUGAGAGAACUACGCCCAGACUAAAGUGAUUACAGCUGUUAACGUUGAGAAAACUACGCCCAGACUAAAGUGAUCUACAGCCGUUAACGUUGAGAGAACUACGCCCGGACUAAAGUGAUCUACAGCCGUUAACGUUAAGAGAACUACGCCCGGACUAAAGUGAUCUACAGCCGUUAACGUUGAGAGAACUACGCCCAGACUAAAGUGAUCUACAGCCGUUAACGUUAAGAGAACUACGCCCGGACUAAAGUGAUCUACAGCCGUUAACGUUAAGAGAACUACGCCCAGACUAAAGUGAUCUACAGCCGUUAACGUUGAGAGAACUACGCCCAGACUAAAGUGAUCUACAGCCGUUAACGUUAAGAGAACUACGCCCGGACUAAAGUGAUCUACAGCCGUUAACGUUAAGAGAACUACGCCCAGACUAAAGUGAUCUACAGCCGUUAACGUUGAGAGAACUACGCCCGGACUAAAGUGAUCUACAGCCGUUAACGUUAAGAGAACUACGCCCAGACUAAAGUGAUCUACAGCCGUUAACGUUGAGAGAACUACGCCCGGACUAAAGUGAUCUACAGCCGUUAACGUUGAGAGAACUACGCCCGGACUAAAGUGAUCUACAGCCGUUAACGUUGAGAGAACUACGCCCAGACUAAAGUGAUCUACAGCCGUUAACGUUGAGAGAACUACGCCCGGACUAAAGUGAUCUACAGCCGUUAACGUUGAGAGAACUACGCCCAGACUAAAGUGAUCUACAGCCGUUAACGUUAAGAGAACUACGCCCGGACUAAAGUGAUCUACAGCCGUUAACGUUAAGAGAACUACGCCCGGACUAAAGUGAUCUACAGCCGUUAACGUUGAGAGAACUACGCCCAGACUAAAGUGAUCUACAGCCGUUAACGUUAAGAGAACUACGCCCGGACUAAAGUGAUCUACAGCCGUUAACGUUGAGAGAACUACGCCCGGACUAAAGUGAUCUACAGCCGUUAACGUUGAGAGAACUACGCCCAGACUAAAGUGAUCUACAGCCGUUAACGUUGAGAGAACUACGCCCAGACUAAAGUGAGCUACAGCCGUUAACGUUGAGAGAACUACGCCCGGACUAAAGUGAGCUACAGCCGUUAACGUUGAGAGAACUACGCCCAGACUAAAGUGAGCUACAGCCGUUAACGUUAAGAGAACUACGCCCGGACUAAAGUGAGCUACAGCCGUUAACGUUAAGAGAACUACGCCCGGACUAAAGUGAGCUACAGCCGUUAACGUUGAGAGAACUACGCCCGGACUAAAGUGAGCUACAGCCGUUAACGUUGAGAGAACUACGCCCAGACUAAAGUGAUCUACAGCCGUUAACGUUGAGAGAACUACGCCCAGACAACAGCUGGCAAGGGGCCCAAGAUUCCUGGAAGAACUCAAGAUCCACCAGGGAUCCAUUGGGAUCCAUUAGGAUAAGAAUGCAUCCAGACGGAGAGAAAGAGGAGGAGCCCAGUGCAUCAUGGGAAGUCCCCCGGUAGUCUAGGCCUAUAGCGGGUUAACUAAAGGACGGUUCAGGACUCACCUGAGCCAGACACCUGGUGAGGUUUGGUCUCAGCAGGACCGAGGACUUCGUCUGCUCGUGUUGUAAAACGUGUUAAACUGAAUGCCUGAUGACCUCUGACCCCUGCGGUGAUGUCACAGAAGGCCGACAUAACCGACGGCGAAUCCAAACUGAUGCUAAUCACUAAUAGCAUUUCUCGUUUACCAUCAGUGUCGAUCAUGUGAUGCUAAAUGUUUACGGGUUCUUUGAAUGUUUCCACAGUUUAAACACUAAAAACUUUAACGAUAGCUUCAUGCUAAGCUAACCUCUACAAAGUUCUGUUAUUUUUACAAACGCCUCAAGUUUACUUUUAUUUUGAAAUAAAUUAUUCACAGUAUCAAGAAAUUUUCCAAACAGUUAUGAAAUUUGAAUAAAAUUAAAUCAGUAUUUCAAAAUAUAGAAAAAUGGCUUUUCUGACUGAAUGAAUUAAUAAAAUAAUAAUAUAAUUAUAUAUUGUUAUUCAUUUAUUCACAUAGAAUUUAAUACUUGUUUAUUUAAUGAUAAAGUCGGCAAAAACAGAAAGUUCCUCUCACGUUCAACUGCUUUUAUUUUCAGCAAACUCAACGCGUCUAAAUAUUUGUUUGAACAGAAAAAAACAGAAUAAAGUUUCAGACAUGUGUCCAACAAUGUGGCCCUGAGAAAAGGGAGGUCAAAAUCAAAGUACUCUGGUCUGCUGCGGGUCCCGUCUGGUCCAGCGAAGGUGGGUUUGUGCCCAGAGGCUGCUGAUCCGGUCUGUUGCGGACCUGCCUUCCUACAGGCCUACAGGCCCGAUCCUGGACGUGAUCUGCGAGACGAUCAGCUGUCCUUCCUGUCUCGGGCCCCGGCCACAUCUGCAGUCCUCAGGCCGCCUCGCAGCAUCGUGUCUAAGGCGCGUUCAUGCAGACGAGCAGAAACCGGGCGUCUUGGUGUUCUUCAGAGUCGGUGCAGAGUUUUAUAACUGUGACCUUAACCGGCUGUUGGUGUCUUAACGAAUGUUCCGCAGCUGCAUGUUCAGUCAUUGUUUUUGGUUCAUUGAACAAGCAUAAAAACCUCGUUUACGAGAAACAGAACUGUGUCCUGAAAAUGGAAAAUGUUUCUUUAUCUUCAAUUAAAAAUCUAAAACCCAGCAUUAAACAGAAGCAGAUAAACAAACACUGUUCGUGGUUAUCACUCAUUUGUCGCUGUGUUUUGUACCUUUUUAAAUAUAAUGUCUUUUAUCUUUAAAACUUUGGGAUCAGAAACUGUAAAGCUCUGUGGAGUUUUUCCUGCUGUGAGCUGCUCCUGCACAGUGAUGCAUUGUGGGACAGCGUCCUGUCGGAGCGCGGUCAGUCGGCAGGUGGGAGUGUCGGACAGGAAACACAGAAACACACGUCCGACAGUUUCUCAUUCAGACUUCACUGUAAAAAUACUCUGUUAGGAGCAGGGGCGCCGUAUAGUGGGGGAAACGUUAGAACAGUUCCCAGGGGACCCAAAAAAAUAGGUAAAAACUAACAACAAAUUAUUUAUUUAUAUAAAACAUUGAGUAUUUUAAAUAUAAUAAUAAAAUGAAUGAUCUCUUUGUUUUUACUUGUUUUUGGCAGUAAAAGUUCAAAAUCCCCAUUAACCAAAAAGUAAACCUCCAUAUUUUAACGGUCCACCCCCCCCUGUAUCUGCAUGAAAUGGUUUGAUCCUGCCUCAGGGUGCAGCACAGAUGCAGUCAGUAGAUGCUGCAGAAACACAGUGAUCACAAUGUUGCCUAGUGAACCAAAAUCAGGUUCACAAAAAAUGAAAGAGAGGAAAGACAAAGGAAAAGACGUCAAUCUGUCACCCAGUUUUUCUGCAUGAAAGGUGGGCGGCCUUUAGUCUGCGAGUUAUAUUAACCUGUUGGCUUAACGUCCACAGUGAAAUAAGCUACAGACAGGUGUUCAGCCUACAUUUCCUCAACAUUUAAUCAGUGCAGGGAAGAGUUUAGCAAGAUAUUCAUAUUAAAUCAUUGUCCCUGCACCUUUUAGCAGACGAACUAACUGCCCAGAACUGCAGCCUCCCUGUCCCAGUGAAGAAGAGGAGCAGCAGGGGGUUAAUGCCAGUUAGCAUCAUGCCAGGGAGGCUGUGGGGAUUUCUCUGGCUCUCAGAACAAAAAAGAAAAUGAAAUAUUUCUUAAUGACAGAAAUUCAAACACAAAUCAUUUUCUGGCGUAAUGAUCCUUAUGUAAUAAAUAGAAUAAAACACCUUCCUGUCUGUCCUGGAUGCUGGACAGCAGCUUACAUGUAAAUUACAGACUAUAUUAAAAUAAUCCAGUUUGAGACGUUCGUUUAGACUGAAUUAUGGCCGUUAAAUCUAUAGAUAGUUAAUUUUACUAUAAAAAUACACUGAGACUGUUAAAGAUGUUUUAAUCUUGCAUCAAAUAAUAAACUGCAUCCUGUGUGCAGACUUGCACACAGGAUGCAGUUUGUAAAAAUCAGCAGCAGUAAAUAUUGUGCUAGUACUAGUAUUGAACUACAAGAAACAAGACAGCUGUGAGCCUUUAAUGAGAGUUAUUUUAUAGCUUUUGAUGGGACAGUUAGGUCCUAGAGAAGUGGUGACAACAGCUGUGCAGAGGGGGUCCAAUUAGAUUUUUUGUCAUGCGGCCCAAAGUUUCUGGCCGCUCUGCUGGUUAGGAGUAAAAGUCCUGCAUUAAAAUGUGACUUUAGUAAAAGUACGUGAGUAUAAUCAGGUCUUAAAGUAUUAAAGCAGUAAACUGUCACAGGUUCUUCUUCCUCCUCAGUAAAGUGCAGCAGGAUGUUGAGCUGCAGCUCCUUCUCAGCUGAUCAGUUUCAGACUGCAGCUGAUGAGUCUUUUCAUUCUGGAUCAGCCUGCUGAUUAUUUCCUUCCUUUCCCAAAGAGACGCCUUCAAACAUCUCAGUUAUUACAAUCAUUGAGAGGAGAAGCUGGAACAUGAAUGGAUUUUGCAUUAAACGAUCAAAAUAUUUGCUGAUUACUCUUCAGUCAGUCUAAUAAUCCUCCAGCUGCACUUUAGAAACUGUUGGAGUUCCAUUUUAACCAAACAUCAGAUUUUAGAAACUCUUCAUGUGAGUAAAAAUCUGACUUUGUAAAGUAACUGAAUCUGUCAGAGAAAAACAUUUCCCUCUGAGACGGAGCAGAAAGUACUCAAGUAAAGUACAAACACUUACAGUAAAAGUCCUGAGUUACUGUCAGCAGGGGGCAGCAGCUCGGACUUCCUGCAUCAACACACACACUCAACAGCGACCAAUCGGACCGAAGAGGAAAACCGCUGACCAACCAGAGGCUGCUGUCUCUGCUCUGUGGCCCCGCCCACGGGGUCUAUAUAAAGACCCUGUCAGAGCCCAGGAGCUGAACCAGGAACUGAACCAGGAGCUGAACCAGGAGCUGUCACUACCUGCUGUCCAGUGCUUGUGCUGAAUCGUGAUGGUGGUCCAGGUGAAAGGAGGUGUGGAGGUGAUGGAGGGGAACCAGCAGAGCCUGGAGGCCAACAUCCUGCUGCUGGGGGCCCACAGCGUCGGGAAGUCCGCGCUCACCGUCAGGUUUCUGACCCGGAGGUUUAUCGGAGAGUACGGGGACAUCGAGUCCGUUUACAGCCGAGUGGACCGGAUCGCCGGUCAGAAGGUCUGCUUCAACAUCUGGGACUCUGUGUACUCACAGGACGGAGAGCAGAACCCGUCCGUCAGUGUCAAACAGCUGCAGUGGGCUGACGGGAUGAUCCUGGUCUACAGCAUCUGCGACCGCCGCAGCUUCGACGUGGUCCGCCAGCAGCUGCAGCAGAUCCGCCGCAUCAGGAAGCCGUCGUCCGUCCCCGUCGUCAUCGUGGGGAACAAACAGGACCUCCGGCGUCACCGCAGCGUCUCCAGCGAGGAGGGACGGCUCUUCGCUCUGUCCCAGCACUGCGGCUUCUUCGAGGUGUCGGCGGCCGAGACGUACCACGGCGUCCUGCCCGUGUUUCACCGGCUGGUCGACCUCGUCAGAGAGAGCCGAGCGCUGAGGAAGAGCUCGGCCGGCGUCCGAGGGAUCGUCCGGAGCGUGUCGGCCGUGUUCGGCAAGAAACGAGCAGAGUAGACGGGAAGGAAAGAACUCGCUGGAGGGAUUAAAACCAGAGAAGAAGAGUUUUUACUGCGCCUGACGUCACAGUGACAUCAGAGCGAUGACGCCUUGUCUGUCGCUUCAUGAGAAGAGGUCAAAGGUCAGACGUGUGAUGGACAGAAGCAGGUGGAGAAAAGGUUUCCAUGGCGAAGUUUGUAAAAGCAAAGUCAAAGACGUGUUUUUGUUCCAGAGCGACGAGAAAACACGUGAGGAGCCUUGGAGGCGAGCUGCCGCCAUGGCAACGACUGACAUAUCUCAGCAGCUGAUGGUUCCCUCAGGAUGAAGAACUUUUCCUCAUCAGGUCAACGCACUUUAGUCAAUGACCAAACACCUGCAGAACUGGCGACGUUCCCAUCAGCUGCUAAUUAGCUAAUGUUAGCAUGCUAACACGCUAAACCAGAGCUGCGGUCUAGCAGCCGUGGUGACAGCCGGUUGAAUCCUCUAAAAGCUGCUUCACUGCUUCCUUUCUCACCUCCUUCAGCGCAGGGAACACUGGCGCUCCUUUAUGGAUGGAGGGCCAGAACCCGGACUUUGAACCAGGAGACCGGGAGUUCGUGUCCCGUGUGAAACAAAACAACAUAUAAUAUUACGUGUUAACUGACCUACGUAGUUAUUUUAACCCAAACCAUGAGCUCUUCCGAACCUCAAUCAGGACCAACCUGCAACGUUUCAUGACUUUAAUUAUGUGCCGUUUCAAAAUGCUAGUUUUAUUUUGAAAGAGACAUAAUUUCCCUUGUGCUGUAAUAUCCUGUGAAUAAAUACAUUCAUAAUGCAGAUGUAGUGUGAUGCAAACAGACGUCAGCAUGUUGAAACGUAUUUUUAUUGCCUCAGAUGUUUGUGAUUUUUCUGAUUAAAGUCUGAAUGAACAAA
Messenger RNA from Micropterus salmoides (largemouth bass), 7857 nucleotides. Its product is annotated as ras-like protein family member 11B. The record is from RefSeq and is a predicted model, not a curated record. The transcript is spliced from 4 exons. NCBI's taxonomy places the organism in Eukaryota, Metazoa, Chordata, Actinopteri, Centrarchiformes, Centrarchidae. The coding region runs from base 6319 to 6963 and encodes 214 amino acids. Gene Ontology annotation, molecular function: GTP binding; GTPase activity.